GCGUUGUUAUAGUAUCUCGCCACGUAUAUACCAUAUGUACGUAGAGUCCUGUACGAGUUGAGAAAAGUCGGGUAUACGUAGUUCUUUGUGCUCUUCGUAGUCACUCGGCUGUCCACAGUGCGGGUAUAUAUUCGAUUGACAGAACUUGCGAGAAGAAUAAUUGCGUACAGUAGGCCUCUGUAGAAUUUUUGUAAGAACACAAGGUAACGUCGACUUGGCCGUAUCAGUGGGAAACAACAAAGCGUUCGCCUAGUCGGGUGCGGGUGUGGUAAGAUGGCGGCACAUUCACUUUCCUGGGCUACGGUCAUCUGCUGGCUGAUGUUUGCCACAGCCCCCGUCAUCCAAUCCCAGUUGUCGUAUUCUGACAGUUACUACAACUUCUACAGCAAUGACUACACUUAUGAAGAAGAGCCCAGUACUCCCGACUGUGGAGAAAACCUGUUUGCCCCCUCUGGAGGCCCUGUGACGUCACCGAACUACCCCAGUAACUAUGGCAACAAUGAGAACUGUGAGUGGAGCAUCACGGUACCAGAAGGAAGCAUCAUUCGUCUUAUGUUUGACAGUUUCAACAUUGAGCACAGUUAUGACUUUCUAACUAUCUACGAUGGAGCCAACGAUAGUGCUCCGCAGUUACAAAGGUUAACAGGCCAGCAGCCAGUCAGCCCUAUCACCAGCACAUCUAACAUGAUGUUCUUCAGGUUUACAUCUGACAGAAGUGAAACUCGUCAGGGGUUCCAGUUCUCCUACAUAAGCAGUACCCCAGGUCAUUGCUGGGAUCCUGGUGUGUCGACCAAUGGUUACAGGGAUAACAACAGUAACUUCACAUCAGGACAGACCGUCAGGUACAGCUGUAUGGCCGGGUACCAGGUGUGGGGGAAUGCCAAUAUCACCUGCCGGACGAACGGGACAUGGAGCGAUGCUACACCGACUUGUAAAAGUAAUACAAAAAUCUUCAACAACCGAUCAAUCUCUACAAUCGGAUACGGUUUGGCGUCCAUCAGUCUUCUUAACAACUGGAAGAACCAAUCAGGUCUAGAAGAGUGA
Messenger RNA from Branchiostoma floridae (Florida lancelet), 1044 nucleotides. Its product is annotated as CUB and sushi domain-containing protein 2-like. The transcript is spliced from 5 exons. The record is from RefSeq and is a predicted model, not a curated record. The coding region runs from base 274 to 1044 and encodes 256 amino acids. NCBI's taxonomy places the organism in Eukaryota, Metazoa, Chordata, Leptocardii, Amphioxiformes, Branchiostomatidae.